AUGAAGCCAGGGAAAAAGAAAGUUCUCGCCAUGAAGGUGCGAUAUGCCAAUCCGAAUCGCCUCUAUCAACGCAAACGGAGCGUGAAGGCGCACCAUCUGGCAUGGAUGAGCAACCUAGAAGCCGUCACGGCAGCAAAGCUCUACGAAAAUUCGACCGAGAAACGGAACUGGUCGAUUCUUCGCCAUGCAGACAGUAUCAGCCUACAAAAUGUGCGAAAAGCCGAGCGAGAGAAGCAAGGAUCCUUCAAAAAUCUAUCCGAAAGAGAAGAGCAGAUAGAACGAUACAGAAAGUCAGAAAACAAGGCUACUAAACGACAACUCAAAAAAGGACUGGCUGGUGAUAUCGAGAUUCUGAAAAGCGAGAUGGAGGAUCUCAAAAAGAAGGUUAACACUCUACAGCCACUCCUGUCUGAGCGACACAAGAGAAAACGAGUCUUUCCAAGACGAUCUCAGCUAGACCAGAAAAGCCUGUAG
This is a messenger RNA of Penicillium cinerascens, 474 nucleotides long. RefSeq lists its product as uncharacterized. Bases 1 to 474 code for a protein of 157 amino acids. The transcript is spliced from 2 exons. NCBI's taxonomy places the organism in Eukaryota, Fungi, Ascomycota, Eurotiomycetes, Eurotiales, Aspergillaceae. The record is from RefSeq and is a predicted model, not a curated record.